GUCUUUCUCAAACAACAAGUUGACCGGCUUCAUUCCCAAUGGCAUCGCCAAGCUUUCUUCUCUCACCCGCCUGUCCCUUUCAAACAACGCUCUGACAGGAUCCAUUCCAAUUAACAUUUACCAGCUUCCUCUGCUCGGUUAUCUGUCUCUUUCAUACAACGCCUUGAUGGGCUCCAUUUCCAGUGACAUCUACGAGAUUAUUGGUCUCACUUAUCUGUCUCUUUCAAACAAAAAGUUCACGGGCUCUAUUCCCAGCAACAUAUUCACGCUUCCUCGGUUCUCUUAUCUGUGUUUUCCAAACAACGCUUUAACGGGCUCCAUUCCCAGUCAGGUUUACGGGCUUACUGGGCUCACGUAUCUGUCUCUUUCAAACAACAUGUUGACGGGCACCAUUCCCAGCAACAUAUUGACGCUUCCUCCGCUUGCUUAUCUGUCGUUUUUUAACAACAGAUUGACGGGCUCCAUUCCCAACAGCAUCUCUCUUCUUACUCAGCUUACUUAUCUGUCUCUUUCAAACAACUACUUGACGGGCUCCAUUCCCCGCGGCAUCUCCGAGCUUGUGCAGCUCACUAAUCCGCGUAUACAUGGGAAUCGCUUGGUUGGAUCUCUUCCAUCCUCUCUCAGCCGCUUGGUCAACCUGGUUAACCUGGAUCUCUCAUCUAAUUCCCUGAGUGGCCCCAUGUUGAGCAACUUCGCCUUCCUUGAUGGCCUCACCUAUCUAAACAUCUCUGCUAAUAACCUCAGUGGGGAGAUUCCACCCGAGAUUGGAGGCCUUACUUCAUUAAAGUACUUAAACAUCUCUGGUACCAACCUCACAUGCCCACCUGACGACUCCGCCUGUGGCGUAACACAGUUGCCUACCACAUCCUUUUGUCGCACGUGUAACCCCUUCUGCAAUACUUGCACCAACCAAUCUGCAGAAAUCAGCAGAGGCAGCAGCAUCAGCAGCAGUGAGUCUUCUUCAGCAGGAGGUGGAGGUGGAGUGUCAGUGGGAGGCAUCAUUGGCAUUGUUGUUGCUGCUGUGGUCAUUCUCCUGCUUCUGGGCGCCACUCUGCUUUACGUCCGGCGCAAAAAGAGCACUGGCAGCAUCCUGAUCGACUCGGAAUGCACGGAGCUCUCACUGGCAGAGGUCAUUGAGGCCACCAAUGACUGGUCAAAGGACAACCAGCUGGCCUCGGGUGCCUUUGGUGAUGUGUUCAAGGGCGUGUCUCCCCGCGAUGGCACAGAGUGGCCUGUGAAGCGCGCCAGGCUGAUCGACAUGGACUUUCAGAAGGAGAUCCAGCAUAUGGCCGACAAGAACCAUCCCAACAUUGUGAGACUUCUUGGCUUUGCGAUCGGGGGAGACUUGAGGUCACGGGCAGAGCAAGCUCUCAUCUAUGAAUACGUGCCCAAUGGCGACCUUCGCAAGUGGAUUGAUCCAG
Messenger RNA from Closterium sp. Naga37s-1, 1421 nucleotides. The record is from the annotation of a GenBank genome assembly. Lineage: Eukaryota; Viridiplantae; Streptophyta; Zygnematophyceae; Desmidiales; Closteriaceae.